AUGUCAAUUAAUAUGUUCUAUUUCUUUGUCAUGAUGCUAUGUACAAAAACAUUAUCAAAUGCAUUGGUUAUGUCUGAAAAUAAAGAAAAUAAUUUGGUUGAAUACAAUGUGACAGAAAAUCAAACAAAUCUAUGUGAAAAUCAUAUGACAUUUGAUGAAAUGAAAAAAUUUUUAAAAGAACAUUCAUGUCUUUUUAUGGAAAUUGAAUGUAAUAGUAUUGGUCGAAGAUAUAAGCGUUGGGGUGAAAGUACAAAUAAUAAAAUAAAUGCAAUACAUGCUACAAUACAUGAACAGCGGAAUAUGAUAAAUUUUUUAUUUAAUAAUUCAAUCAGUACUACUAUUUUAACAAAUACUAUAUCGGAUCAUCAUUCAAAAAAAGGUCCACAACUUACAAGUAGGCGUGAUAUUAUUGAUUUAAUUUUAGUCGCUUUAGUUGUUUUAUAUAUAAUUUAUUUAAUAAUAUUUCGAGCUGGAUGUAGCCCGUUGUCAUUCCCAACAGCUAAUUAUUUAAACCGCUUUUCAUGUAUCAUUCACAAUGAUAUAAAUAUAAUAAAUAAAAAUACAGUUCGCACAUUAAUUCACCGUUUGAUCCAACUUGCAGAAAAUACAACAUCAUUCAUUAUAAAUACAAAACACACAAGCUACAGCAACAAUUACAGCAACAACAAUAACAAGUCAAAUGUAAUUGAAAUUGAAUUUUUAGGUGGUAUGUCAUCUACAAUCGUAUUAAUUCAACUCGAUAAUUUACCAGCAGAUAAACAAAGUAUUCAAUUUUGGCUCAUCAAAUCAAUAAUGAAAUUCAUAUUUUACGAACAAAAAUAUGUAUAUUUUUUAAAUAAUUGUUAUAAUAAUCUAAUACAAAUUGCACAUUUUGGUCUUUUUAAUGAAAAUAGUUUAAAUCAUCCCUAUAUUAUUCAUAUACCUAAAAAAUAA
Messenger RNA from Rotaria sp. Silwood2, 933 nucleotides. The record is from the annotation of a GenBank genome assembly. NCBI's taxonomy places the organism in Eukaryota, Metazoa, Rotifera, Eurotatoria, Philodinida, Philodinidae.